Molecule: messenger RNA, 802 nt
Organism: Rotaria sp. Silwood2
Lineage: Eukaryota; Metazoa; Rotifera; Eurotatoria; Philodinida; Philodinidae
Source: the annotation of a GenBank genome assembly
UGUGGGUGAUGUUUCGGUACUUUCUACAUUUAAUUCUUCAACAUCAGAUAAUAUUGAAACAACACUCACUGCUGAAGAAUCAAAGUCGGAUAUUACUCAAGCAACAUCUUAUGUUGAUGAAUCAAAUUCGGUGAAUACUGAGGCAUCAUUUAAUUUUGAAGAACUCAGCAUAGCAAGUACUGGAGCAGCACUUAAUCCUGAAGAAUCAAAUCCAUUAUUUGAUGAAGCAUCAUCUGACGUUCAAGAAUUAAAUGUAGCAAGUACUGAAGUAACACCUAAAACUGAAGAACCGACUACAGCAUAUGGUGAAGCAUCACCCACAACUGAACAAUCAAAUCCAGAAAAUACUGUGGCAACAUCUAAGGCUGACGAAUUAAAAUCAGAAAAAAUUGAAACAACACCCACUCCUGAAGAAUCAAAUCUGAUAAAUACUGAAGCAACACUUAAUCCUGAAGAAUCAAAUCCAGCAUAUGGGGAAACAUUAUCUGAUGUUGAAGAAAUAAAUUUAGUAACAACUGAAGCAACAUCUAUUGUUGACAAGUCACAGCUAGAAAAUGGUGAAGCAUUAUCUGAUGUUGAACAACUAAAUGUAUCAAGUAGUGAAGCAUCGUCUAAAACCGAUGGUAUAAAUCCAGCGAAAAUUGAAGAAGCACCAACUACUGAAGAACCAAAUCUAGAAAUUGCUGAAGCAUCGCCUAGCACUGAAGAAUCAAAUAGAGAAAGUAAUGAAGCGUCACUUGAUACUGAAGAAUACAACUCAACAAACAGUCGAGUUACUACUCCAAUCUAUACGAUAUCUUAA